AUGCUUUCCUCCCUGCUCUGCCUGGCAGCGUCUCUUCUGUCACCAUUUGUUCUAGCUCUACCUAGCGAACAACAUGGUCAUCCUCAACAACCAUUCUUCUACAAAGGAUUCGACCUCUCCUCCCUCAAGAUCCUAGAAGAUGGUGGUGCGAUCUACAAAGACACCGCCCGAUGGAAUGCUACCCGGCCAGUGGAAGACAUCCUCGGAGAUGGCGGGAUGAAUGUUGUCAGAUUGAGGCUUUGGGUAAAUCCGACUGUGCCUUAUGAUGGAGGAUAUUACGAGACGUAUGAGCUAAACUAUACUCUCACUCAGGCGAAGAGAUUCCAUAAGAAGGCGUAUAAGAUCUAUCUCGAUUAUCACUUCAGCGACUACUGGGCCGACCCACACAAGCAAUGGCAACCAGUAGCCUGGCCAACAACCCUCAAGCCUCUCGCAGCCGAACUCCGCAAGUACGUCUCGACAACCUUGAGAGCCUUCACCGACGCCGGUAUCGAUCUCGCCCUCGUGAGUCUGGGGAACGAGAUCCGAUACGGAAUGCUCUGGCCUCUCGGCUGGGCGGAUGUCGAUGUCGAACCAAGAUCCGCUCGAAUUGCCAACUUCACAAAUCUCGCAACACUCUAUCAGUCUGCUCGACUAGGCGUGAACGAUGCCGUUGCUUCUGGAACGCCCAAGCCGCAGGUCAUGAUCCAUAUUGAUAAUGGCUGGAAUUUGACACUACAGGAGAGAUGGUUCUCUUCGUUGACAGCCACCGGCAAAGUCAAGACGAGUGAUUGGGAUGUCUUUGGCUUUAGCUUUUACCCCUUUUAUGGGACAGCCGCAACGCUGGCGAACUUGAGGACCAGUCUCAACACCAUCGCGAGAAAGUAUGGCAAGCCGGUUCAUGUUGUGGAGACGGACUGGCCCGCGAUAUGUACCGGAGCGGACGCACCAGAAUUGAGUGAGCCUGAGAUUCCAGCAUCUAUCGGAGGACAGCUUCAGUGGGUACGGGAUGUCGUAGACGUUGUGAAGCAAGUACCCAACGGCCUUGGUCAAGGCGUCAAUUACUGGGAACCUGCUUGGCUGAACAACACGGGCUUAGGCAGCGCUUGCCAAGAUGCCAUCCUCUUCGACACAGAUUGGAGCCAGUACCCGAAAGUCACGGCAUACAGCCGCCCAAGUGUAAACAUUUUCAAAGGAGUAUGA
Messenger RNA from Zasmidium cellare ATCC 36951, 1182 nucleotides. Its product is annotated as glycoside hydrolase family 53 protein. Gene Ontology annotation, biological process: pectin catabolic process. Lineage: Eukaryota; Fungi; Ascomycota; Dothideomycetes; Mycosphaerellales; Mycosphaerellaceae. Gene Ontology annotation, molecular function: glucosidase activity. The transcript has 4 exons. The record is from RefSeq and is a predicted model, not a curated record. The coding region runs from base 1 to 1182 and encodes 393 amino acids.